Molecule: messenger RNA, 1287 nt
Organism: Patiria miniata (bat star)
Lineage: Eukaryota; Metazoa; Echinodermata; Asteroidea; Valvatida; Asterinidae
Exons: 3
Coding region: 136-801 (221 amino acids)
Biological process (GO): signal transduction; regulation of apoptotic process
Molecular function (GO): protein binding
Source: RefSeq, a predicted model, not a curated record
CAGGGCCAGGGCCGCAUCCCGCGUACGAGCAACAUGGCCGGCCGAUGUCGUUAUUCAUCUCCGCCUCACUGUUUGAAUUAAAACAAAUUGAAGAGAGACCGUCGAUAAAAGGCCUUCGGUCCCAGGCGGAAUAGCAUGUCGUACCUGGGGCCACCGCCAGCACAACACGUCAUCCUACUGGACAAGAUCAGCCGCGCUUUGAUAGCCGAAGACAUCCCGAGGUUCAAGAACAGGUGCCUUGCUGAAGGGGUGCGGCCGGGCGAAGUGGAGAGGCACAGUGUUCUAGAAUUGCUUCAGUUGUUGGACCGACGACGGGUCAUUGCUCCAGGGAAGUAUGACAAACUUGUGCAGGUACUGACUGACAUCGGCAGGGGUGAUUUGGUUCAAGAAUUCUUCCCCCUGAAAAGAGGACAAGAAAACCAGUCAACAGCGUCUCCGAUAUCUUGCCAAAAGGAGACGGAUAAUCAUCCUCCUCAUCAUCAUUGCCGGCAUCAUUCUGCGACACCCACCAUGAAUUCCGUCGUAACCGAGAAAGCCCUCUCCUGGCUGGCUUCCAAGAUGGGAGCAGACUGGGAACAAAUUGGCAUCCAGUGCUUGGGCAUGUCCAAAAAUGACAUCUUCCAGUGUAAGGCGGACAAUCCCUACACUGUGCAAAACCAGAUCUUCAGCUUGUUGAACAAGUGGAGAUGUCGCAGCGGCUACAAUGUAACCUAUGCGCAGCUGUUUGAAAUGCUACUUCAGUUCCAGGAGUUUGACAAGAACAUUUUGGAAGAAAUGCAAACGAAGAUACCAACGUUUUGAACCUGUGUGCGAUGGUUCCUGGUAAAAAGCAUGAACGACAUGUACUUAUGAUGUUCUUGGACUACUGAUUUUAUUGGAGAAAUGCUGAAGAAGAAAAACUGAACUUGUAGAAAAGACUGUAUGAUUAACAACACCGAUUGAAAAGAACAUUGAAAUUGACGUUUAUCCUGCUCAGGAUGACAUGUAUAAUAUCUGAAUCACCUUCCUUUUUAAAUCAUGAUAUCAUAACUAGAGCAAAACAUUUGUGUGAAAAAUGCUAGCUGAUUAGGCAGUGCAAUCUUCACUGUCAUUCAUUUCAAUCAUGAAUAAGGAAUUGCUAAACUAGAAGGAAUUUUGAAAAAUUCAACAAGUUAAACCAGUUCAAGAUUGAGCGAUUUCAUCCGGUGUUUUGGGGUUGGAAUGAUUGUAUCAUACAUUACUUUCAACAAAACUGUUAUCUCCUUUCUUUAUAGACCUCUGACAUUAUGAUGUCUUGAUUAUACACUA